Molecule: messenger RNA, 977 nt
Organism: Cottoperca gobio
Lineage: Eukaryota; Metazoa; Chordata; Actinopteri; Perciformes; Bovichtidae
Gene: pphln1
Product: periphilin 1
Exons: 10
Coding region: 168-977 (269 amino acids)
Biological process (GO): negative regulation of DNA-templated transcription; negative regulation of gene expression, epigenetic; protein localization to heterochromatin
Cellular component (GO): nucleoplasm
Source: RefSeq, a predicted model, not a curated record
AAACGUCGCAACUUGAUGACGUUUGCGCAUUCCUCGUCCAAUAAAACAGCCGUACUCCAUGUAGCUACCAGAAAAGGCUAGGCUAACUAAACGAUAGAGAGGAAGAUUGUGUUGCAGAUCAUAUUUUCUGUACAUCACCCUGAUUCGCAGAGGUCCUUCAAUUCAAAAUGACGUACAGGAGAGACAGGAAUUUACGAGAGGUGUAUGAUGAACGCUUUUUAACAGAGAGGCCGGGUCCGUACCCACGCGCAGCUGGGGCAGUGGAAAGGAGGGGCCCCUUUGGCAGGCCAGAGGAAGACUACGGACGCGGCGGGUACGAGUACGAAGGAGGUCCACGCUUCUUCCCGAAUGGAGGAGGCCCGCGCAAUUAUCAUGAAGAUCAGAGGGCCUACCAUGGUGACAACAUUCACUUCCCUGGUGAACGCAGAGCUGUUCCACCUACAAGGAGGGAGGACUAUCCUUACAGAGUACCCAGGGAAGAGCCACACACAGGACGGCCUUUGGAGUUUGGCGCCCGCCCACCACAGCCCCAUAACGCGCGAAAUCAGGGCAUCUACCCAGCGCCCAGAUCACUGCCAGAGAGCGGGGAGGACACACUAGUGCAAGCCAUCCUCAACCUGGACAGAGGGGAGGACAGAGACCACUUCCGAAGAAAGGCAGCCCCCUUCCCUCCUCUCAGAGAGCGCUCCCCUGUGCGCCGCGAGGUGGCCCGCUCCCCCCACAGUCGCUCCGGCUCCAGCGUCAGCAGCAGAGGCUACUCACCGGACAGAGCCAAGAGCCUGCCGUUUCCCUCACAGCAAGGCAAGAGUGUGGACGGUCCAGAGGCUCAUGCAGGUCUUUCUGAGCACCUUCAGGGGGAGCUCUUUCCUCAACAGAGUGGACAUGAACCUUUGGACAAAAUUCCUGGCCUGUCAAGAGAAGGCUCCCCACACAGCGCAACCUCAAACAAGAUUUUAUCUGCAAAAACCAUCAUAUGA